Molecule: messenger RNA, 2297 nt
Organism: Styela clava
Lineage: Eukaryota; Metazoa; Chordata; Ascidiacea; Stolidobranchia; Styelidae
Source: RefSeq, a predicted model, not a curated record
GGGACCAUAGCGAUCAAGAAGAACAAUUUCUUCCUAAGCCAUUACUAUUUAUGCUUGGUAUGAGACUAUAGUACCGGAAUAAUUUAGAAGCCAAAAUAAAUUCUUACUUCAGGUUGUAAAACUUGAGCAUGAAGACGACCUUGCGUUGGAAUAUUCAAGUAAUGAUCGAAGAUCAAAUAUAAAAGUGUUAGCUGAUCCUCCGUUGCCGGGAAAGUCACCAGGAUACGGAAACCAAAAGCAAUUUCGCGCUGUUUUUAUGUCUUAUGAUGAUGAUGAGUUGUUUCCAACCGAUGAAAAAGUCGAAGUGAAUUCGGUUAUAUCAGCAACAGUUACAGACGGCACACAAACAUACAGCGUUCCAGUCGAGUUUUCGAUGCAAAUAGCGGACAAUAAGAAUGUUUCUUCAGGAACGUGUCUCAAAACGGAAUGUAGAUAUUAUGAUCACCCAGAGCAGUUAUGGAAAACAGACGGGUGUCGCGUUGAACCUCCGGUUAUUGGUCAGAGAACCGAUGUUGUCAGAUGCAAAUGUGAUCAUACAACAAGUUUUGCAGUUGUUGUGAGUGAACACGUGCUACCAAAUUAUGCUUUGGAUAUUGUGAGCACUAUCGGAAUGAUUAUCUGUAUUGUAUGCCUUGCCUUAACCAUAUGGAUAUUUUUGUUUGUACCAGAACUUCGUCGCGUGCGAUCUGCAUUCACUCAUAUUAACUUAUGUGCCUGCCUUUCCAUUGCUUACUUCAUAUUCUUGAUUGGGAUAGAAGCGACAAGUAACAGACAAGUUUGUAUUGCUGUAUCCGCCCUUAUACAUUUCUUCUUACUAGCAGCUUGGGGAUGGAUGGCGGUAGAGAGCAUAACAAUGUACAGGAUGUUUGUUCAAACGUUUGAUAGAAGGCACGCGAAAGACGAAGGGGUUAAAUCUGCAAUUGUUGUCUAUGCAGUCGCAGCAGCAAUUGUUCUCACUACUAUAAGUUUCUCGAUUUUAUCGCAGUAUAUGCAAUGGGAUAAAGGAGCAGGUUGCGAAACUGAUGUAUGGUCAACCUACGUUGCCGAAAGUUAUUGUUGGUUGCAAGGGAAUUCACUCUAUUUCGGAUUUCUUCUGAUUGUUGGAAUAUUUUUAACAUUCAACAUUGUAUUAUCUGUUGUCAUUAUUAAAGCAAUAACAUGGGGUCGGAAAUCAGUACAGUGUUCGAUUGAAGAGAAGCCCAUUAUCCAUGUUCUACGUGCUAUACUUGUAGCCUUGCUUCUCGGUGUGGCUUGGAUAUUUGCUAUACCACUGGUCGUAUCAAGCAAUGCCCUAGUGCAGGAAGUAUUUGGAUGGCUUUUUGCUAUAACGACUUCGGCACAGGGAGUAUUUGUAUUCUACUUCUUCUGUUUAAGGCGAAAGGAUGUGAGGCAAGCCUGGACGACGGCCAUAACACAAAGAUGUAAUUUCCAAAAGAACAAAAAUGAAGAUGUCAUCAGUUCCACAAUUGCACAACCUUUUGCUCCACAAAGUGCUACCACGCGAUUUGGAAGAACAUUAACCCCCUCGACUGCUUCAGAAACAACAAGAAAAACAACGGUAUCGAUUGGGUCUACUUUUACAUCACCUGGAAAAAAUGCAAAACCAAACGCUAAAAAUUCAAAUGACACAAAUGAAGAAAUAGGACAGACAAAUCUCGGUCACAGCCUAGAUUUGGUUGAAUUUACAGGAGAAGAAGUUUUUGAAACAUGAAUAUAUAGUCACGAAGUAUUGCAACAAGAUGUCACGAAGAAGUCCAUUCGUCUGGUGUCUGACCAUUUGAACGGAAAUGACGUUUUAUAAUACUGAAUAUGGAAGCAUAUUCAUGGAGUUAAAAUUUCCAAAUCGUUCAACGGAUAUGAUAAUGACGCAUCUGAAGACCUGAAUGAAACUCUUAGUGACGUCGUAAAAAUAGUAAUAACAUAAUCGUUGCCAGGUUCAACGGUCAUAGAUGAGCUGUUGAUCUUUCGUUGAAGAUUACAAUUGGCGCGUGCUUGGGCAAAUUUAACACAGCACAAGUAGCACAGUGAUACUGAGCAAGUGGAUCCCGUAAUGUAAAUACUUUAUUAGUUACAUAUAAAAAAUCACAUUAUCGAUUUUUAAAUACCAAUUUUUCAAAUUCAUAAUUUCAAUAUUCGUCUGCAGAAGUCCAAAAACCACAUUGAUUUAUGGAUUGAAAUAUCUGUACAUGAAAAAAAGAAUGUUAUUCAUGAAAUAUUUUGGAUUUUUACAUUGUGACAAAUUGUGUUUUUACGAAGACCGAAACUUUUUUUGAAAGACUAUGAAAGUUCAUGGCAUA